AUGGCGGUAGACGACCCAAAUAUAGAAUUUACGACUGCGACAACAGAGAUCCAAUCGACAAUCGAUGUAAGUAGUCCACUUUAUAUUCAUCCUUGUGACAGUCCUGGACUGGUUUUAAUUCCAGUUCCUUUUGAUGGGCUAGGAUAUCGUUCAUGGAGGAGAGGUGUAUUGAGGGCCCUCUCUGUUAAGAACAAAUUAGGUUUCAUCACUGGGGAAUGUAAAAACCCUAAUUCGAAGUCGAUAAACUUUAGACAAUGGGAGAGAUGUGACGAUAUGGUAACUUCAUGGAUUUUGAAUUCACUUGCUAAAGAAGAGGAUAGUGUAGAGUAUGUGAAUCGUUCAGUUGAAUUGUGGAGAGAACUUGAAGAUCGUUAUGAUCAAACAAAUGGGGCAGAACUAUACUAG
Messenger RNA from Nicotiana tabacum (common tobacco), 405 nucleotides. RefSeq lists its product as uncharacterized. Lineage: Eukaryota; Viridiplantae; Streptophyta; Magnoliopsida; Solanales; Solanaceae. The record is from RefSeq and is a predicted model, not a curated record.